Sinocyclocheilus grahami is the source of this 718-nucleotide messenger RNA. Its product is annotated as serine/threonine-protein kinase 38-like. Lineage: Eukaryota; Metazoa; Chordata; Actinopteri; Cypriniformes; Cyprinidae. Gene Ontology annotation, cellular component: cytoskeleton; cytoplasm. Bases 47 to 436 code for a protein of 129 amino acids. The record is from RefSeq and is a predicted model, not a curated record. Gene Ontology annotation, biological process: peptidyl-threonine phosphorylation; actomyosin structure organization. The transcript has 4 exons. Gene Ontology annotation, molecular function: ATP binding; protein serine/threonine kinase activity.
CCCACCCUUCUGUUCCGAGACGCCACAGGAAACUUACAGGAAGGUCAUGAACUGGCGAGAAACGCUAAUUUUCCCCCCUGAAGUCCCCAUUUCAGAGAGAGCCAAGGACUUGAUCCUUAGGUAUUGCACAGAUGCAGAAAACAGGAUUGGGUCAGGAAGUGUGGAUGAAAUCAAAUCUCACCCUUUCUUUGAGUCCGUGGACUGGGAGCAUAUCAGAGAGAGACCUGCUGCUAUUUCCAUUGACAUCAAGAGCAUCGAUGAUACGUCCAACUUUGAUGACUUUCCAGAGUCAGACAUUCUACAGCCAGUAACAAAUGUAACCGAACCAGACUUCAAGUCCAAGGACUGGGUUUUCCUUAACUACACCUACAAACGCUUUGAGGGAUUGACACAGCGCGGCACCAUCCCCACUUAUAUGAAGGCAGGCAAGGCGUGAAACUGGCACUGAUGGUCUGAAAAAAGGAGGAUUAGAAUGUAAAUGACAAUUCAAAUGCAGAUUUCUGCAGAUGAAAAGCUUAUGCACUGCCGCUUUGUGCUACACAGUAGAACUGUUCUCAGAGGAGUCCCUGGUGACAAUAAAAAGGGGGGAAAAAAGCAUAAUAUUUAUAUGGCCAAACAUAUGGAGAGUCUCUCUUGUCCUGCUGCUCAGCUAAAAGGAGACACAAAUGUUGUCCAAAUGCUCUUCAACACUGGAUCAAACAGGGUCAGAGAUAAAAAA